Scylla paramamosain (green mud crab) is the source of this 2319-nucleotide messenger RNA. RefSeq names its product zinc finger protein ZFMSA12A-like. The record is from RefSeq and is a predicted model, not a curated record. The transcript is spliced from 11 exons. NCBI's taxonomy places the organism in Eukaryota, Metazoa, Arthropoda, Malacostraca, Decapoda, Portunidae. Bases 152 to 2158 code for a protein of 668 amino acids. Gene Ontology annotation, molecular function: RNA polymerase II cis-regulatory region sequence-specific DNA binding; zinc ion binding; DNA-binding transcription factor activity, RNA polymerase II-specific. Gene Ontology annotation, biological process: regulation of DNA-templated transcription. Gene Ontology annotation, cellular component: nucleus.
AUAAAAAGAUCUGGCUUAGAAGUAAUCAUGAGCCACCUGUAGAAUCAAAUUUAAGAUCAUGAUCAAAUAUUAGUACCGUUGCAAAGACAAAAUCUGCAGAAUAACAAGACCGAGACCCCCACAAACAAGAAUCACAGUGCCUGAUACCAACAUGGGGCCUUUUGGCAAUUUUGACGGUCUGUGUCGCCUGUGCGGCCUGCAGUGCUACGACCUCAUUAACCUGUUCGAGGAUGCCAGCCGCCAAAGGAAUCUCAUCGCUAUUAUUAAGAAGUACAUAAGAAUUAACGUAGCACUGCAGGACUCCCUACCUCACCAUGUGUGUGGGCCAUGUCUGGCUAAACUGGAUGAGGUGGUGGAUUUUGUGGACAUGAGCCAAGCAACACAGAGCAAGCUGAAUAGCCAACUCAGAGAGUGCACAACGGAGAGCAGCGUCGAGGUGAACGAGGACAAGCUGUAUGAGUUGAUCCAGGAUGUCAAGGUGGAGCUGGAAGAGUCUGAGAGCCAGUUCAUUGAUGACCUUAAUGAUGAAGACUACGGUUCCCACACUAAUAGACGACAGAGACGCAAGGCAACGAGGGGAGUGAGAGGGCAAGGUGUCAUCUCCAGAGCAGGGGCAUCAGGUAAGCAGGCCAGGAAAGUGAGGAGCAAGGAUGCAACACAAGGAGUAGCCAACACAAAGAACCAGACACCAGAGAACAUAGCACCUGCUAACACCCAAAUGAAGGAAAAAUGGAUGGACAGUCACCCAAGGAAAGAAGUAGCAGCAGAGACUUGUGUAGAGGGCAGCAUGCAGGAGCCAGCCAACCCUUUGUCUUCCUGUGAUAGAUUGAGCAACUCAGUUAAGAAUACAGUUCGGUGCAGUCUGUGCAAAAGUUCCUUCAGCCAAGUGGACCACCUCACCUCACACUCCUUAGAGGCCCACCAGCUGUCUGACCCAAGCUACCUCUGUCCACAGUGCCCUCAAAUAUUCAACAAAAUUUCCUCCCUCAAAAAUCACCAGCGUCGGAAACACCAAGACUCACUGCAAACGUGUCCACAGUGCAAUAAACUAUACCCUACACACUAUUUAUGGACAAGACAUAUGCUUGUGCACACCAACUCACGUCCAUUUUCAUGUGACAAAUGUGAGAAGAAGUUCAAAAGCAAGGCUGAGUUGAUCAACCACAAGAGAAUCCACCGGCCAAGUGAGGAGCGCUACACCCACUGCUGUGAGGUGUGUGGCAAGAGGUUUACCCAGAAAGCAAACCUGGAGAGCCACCUGCGGCUGCACUCUGGCAACCGUCCCUUCUCCUGCGAGUUCUGUGGGAAGUGUUUCUCCCAGCGAGGCAACAUGGAGGAGCACAGGAGGAUACACACAGGGGAGAAGCCAUUUGUCUGUGAUGUUUGUGGAGUCAGCUACUCUCGGCAAGGGCAGCUGGCAAUGCACCGCAGGCAGCACUCUGGAGAGAAGCCUCACAAGUGCCAGUAUUGUGAGAAGGAAUUCCUGAGGAGAGAAGUUCUGAAGAAGCAUGAACACAUGCACACUGACACAAGGCCUUACAAGUGCUCUUACUGUGAGAAAUCUUUCAGGGACCAAGGGAAGCGCAAGGUUCACGAGCGCCUGCACACUGGAGAGCGCCCAUUCGAGUGUCAGUUUUGUGGCCGAGGGUUCUGUGAGUCUGGCAACUUACGCAAACACCUGAGAGUUCACCAGCGCCGGCCUGGGUCCUCUGCAUCAUCCUCCAUACAGGACAAGGAUCAAGAGUCCAUCCCUGUAAACAGCAGGCCUCCUGAAGUAUCCUGUGGAGACUCCAGUUUUCACUUCAACCCUGCACAAAACCCAGCAUUCAGUGUCCCAGGCCUUACAGUAUCUCGACAUGAUGCUGACAUUGCUGCUGUACAAAAUUCUGCUGCACUGACUAUAUCUCAGCCCAUCCCUCUUGCCUCGGCCAACAGUCACCCCAGUCACCCCACCCACCAGCCUCAGGAAAACCCAGCACCUCCACCACUACCUCUCCUGGGGAAUGUGCCCCUAAACAGCCACUCACUCACUGCCUUACAUCCAGUAGAGGAUUCUCAGGGAAGCUGCACCCUACCUCCUCAUGAAUGUGAUAGAGAGGAUUACAGGGUUGCUUCCUCCUAUCAGCCAGUCACCACCUGGACACUCUAUCAUGCCUAGUGGUCCCAGGGAAUGAGUGGCCAGAAAUGUUCUCAGCUGUGGUAAUUUUUUACUGUUUCCUUGCAGCUGAAGGUUAGUGAGGCAUUUUUAAGGUAUAUUGGAGUGUUGUACUCUCUGCAGUCACCUAUGGUAAAAUAUGAUGAAUAAAACUGUUUACUUUU